AUGUCGGUCCUAAUAAAUGGCUCUCCCUCUAAACCCUUCAAAAUUGAAAGGGAUCUACAACAAGGAGAUCCUCUUUCUCCUUUUCUAUUUGUCCUUGCUGUGGAUGUUCUACAUAGGAUGAUUAGAGAGGCGGUGUGGAAUAGACGCAUUACUCCGUUGUUGGUUGAAAGGGAUAACAUUGAGUUGUCACAUUUGCAGUUUGUAGAUGAUACUAUACUUUUUUACCCUUCUGAAGAAGACACGAUCAGAAACUAUAAGUGGUUGCUGCGCUGCUUUGAGAUGAUGUCAGGACUGAGUAUCAAUUUUGACAAGUCCAGCUUGAUCCCGGUUAAUCGUGAGCAAAGUUGGACACGACAGAUGUGUCGACUGUUGGGGUGUAAAGAGGCAUAUUUACCUGUUAGAUAUCUUGGCAUUUCUCUGGGGGGAAUUCAAGGCUGGUCAAGACCGGAAAACCAGUGA
Messenger RNA from Arachis duranensis, 459 nucleotides. RefSeq lists its product as uncharacterized. The transcript has a single exon. The record is from RefSeq and is a predicted model, not a curated record. Lineage: Eukaryota; Viridiplantae; Streptophyta; Magnoliopsida; Fabales; Fabaceae. Bases 1 to 459 code for a protein of 152 amino acids.